AUGCAUGUGAGUUGUCUGAUUCGCAGUUUGAUCGAGCCUUCGCUUCUAGCCGACAAUCACCAAUUCGACUUGCCAGAGCGUGCUUUCAGUCUGGCUGUGCAAGCAGCCAAGCUUCUGGAGAAGCUCAUUACAUACGUGGCCUCCCGUCGGCUGUAUGGAUGGGAGCCGAUUUGUAACCAAGACGACAGCCUACGUGAUUGUCUAUCUCGCAAGGUGGGGUUUCAAGGCUGUUUCCAGAGCCGAAUCACCUCUUUACUUAAGCUUCCAUUAGUCACGGUUUGCAAGGUUUGCGUUAAUUUCAGCGCAAUAAACUUCUUGAGGCUGGGUAUCGCAAAAUGCCAUCCAGUCCAAUUUCGAACUUGCUUGGGUCUAUCUGGAGCCUCGAACCAGAUCCAAGACCGGCUCCAAUCGGUCAAAAGACGCAAUAAAUUGAAUGGCAUUCUACCGGCCUCGGUAACCAGAUUUGAGGCAAGAUGGCGGGAAUCAGAUGGCCUCACAACAUUCAUCAUUAUCAAUGGCAACAUGUUCAAAGCGGUGGUAGUUUUGAUGCAAAAGGCCGCAAAUGAGUUAAGCAUUGUGCCAUAA
Protopolystoma xenopodis is the source of this 585-nucleotide messenger RNA. NCBI's taxonomy places the organism in Eukaryota, Metazoa, Platyhelminthes, Monogenea, Polystomatidea, Polystomatidae. The record is from the annotation of a GenBank genome assembly.